This is a messenger RNA of Echinostoma caproni, 648 nucleotides long. The record is from the annotation of a GenBank genome assembly. NCBI's taxonomy places the organism in Eukaryota, Metazoa, Platyhelminthes, Trematoda, Plagiorchiida, Echinostomatidae.
AAUGCAGGUUUUAAACCAUUCACUUGUGAAAUUUGUGGGAAAGGAUUUCACCAGAAAGGAAACUACAAAAAUCAUAAACUGACACACAGUGCGGAGAAGCAAUACAAAUGUCACAUCUGUCACAAAGCAUUCCAUCAGAUCUACAACCUCAGCUUUCAUAUGCACACGCAUCAAGCACAAAAGCCAUUUUUAUGUCACUUGUGCGGCAAAGGAUUUUGUCGGAACUUCGAUCUAAAGAAACAUGUGCGUAAAUUACACCCGGACUCGGAAGAUUGGUUUCAAGGAUUACGGGACAACAGCAGACGUUCAGAUGAACGACUAGAAGAUGCAUAUAUGUCCAACUCUACCAAUCGAUACCGAUCCGGAACCAGUUCUUCAAGCGGUCUAAUACCGUCCACGACUCGCCUGCUAAACUCAGCGCAUACAAGUCAACCUCAACCUAGUCAUAUACAGAAUCCUGAGGAGCUGGCUCUGCACAAUCGUUCCCCUGAGAGCUUUAUGGCACGUCGAAUUUCGACCGAGUUCAGGACUACUUUGUCUGUACAGUAUCCACUAGCAUAUCAUCAGCUUACCGUCUGGACUGAUGAGUACACCAAGCACCUUCCCUUUCACGAGCACAAUAUACUUCCCUCUCCUCCAAAGGACUAA